AUGUCGUCUCCAACGCAGCAGACUUCCUUCGACGCAAGCUUGCCUCAAGAAUGCGCCACGCCUGUCUUCACCACUGAGCCCAAUGGCAUCGACGGCACCCAAGACAUGACUCUCAACCUCGUGCAACAACUCAUGGCCAGAAUGGGAGAACUCGAAAAUGAGGUCAAACAGGUUAAACAAGUCCUGCGCGAGUCGGAGAGCAAAUCGUUGAGUAGUGCGCAGGAGGUCAUGGCUUUGAAGAGGGACUUACUUCAAGUCAUCAAUGAGAGCUUUGAUACGCGCGCAAAGGUGGCGGCUAUGAGGUCCGCGAAGGACGCCCGCCGAGUGGUGUUCGGUACGACGGAGCUUGUGGAGAAGAUCCUUGCAGAGGUACCCAUGAAGGAUGUGGUCACUUCUGCACAGCGCAUCAACAAGUCUAUCAGCAACACCAUCAAGUUCUCACGCAUUCUCCAGCGGACUCUUUGGAGAGUCAGUGCAAAGGACGGAGGGAAACUGCCAAACGGAACUACCUUGGCAGACCAAGCAUACUGCUUUCCCGGAUUAUGGCACAAGGUGAUGCCAAGUGUCGCGCAAUUGACUGUGGUGGAGCGUCUCAGUGUUCACAUCCAAGGCCAUCUUGUCUUCGUUCCAGCUCAGCGACUCCUGCGAAUCGGCGUUGAUCUGGAUACUUCACGUCCUGUGGACUACACACAGUCAUUCAUCAAGACGCGGAUGUUUUCUCAAGAUCCUGGUGUCAACAACGGCACUAUUGGUUUCAAAGUGCGGAUUGCAUACGAAAUCUCCCGCGCGGAACUAUCGAACCAGGAGCGAUUUCCUGCGACWCACUCCACGACAGUCCAGGCGGCUAGUGGGGCUUCACAGCACGUUGCCAUCAAUACACCUCCUGAAAAACGCAUACCGAAACACCCAGCGCAUUCCGCCCGGAUUGUCGCCUACGUAGUCACCACCGCAUCGACUUUUGGAGAUCUCUUGCGCGUUGCUGAAGAGAUCCGCCGCGGACAUCCAAAAGACUGGCCUUCCAGCCUCGUUCCGCAACGUUCUUUACCGAACACUUUUCCCGUUUGGGCCCCCGGAGGUAUGGGCRGUCUGCGUGGGACGGACGAGCGCGCUGUCGAUCUGAUGACUUCAGUUCCAACGUACCGCCUGGACGGAGAGACUCCAGAUGUGUGGUAUCGCGCUCGCUCCGUAGCUGUCAAGAAAGCUUGA
Ramularia collo-cygni is the source of this 1206-nucleotide messenger RNA. RefSeq lists its product as uncharacterized. The transcript has a single exon. NCBI's taxonomy places the organism in Eukaryota, Fungi, Ascomycota, Dothideomycetes, Mycosphaerellales, Mycosphaerellaceae. Bases 1 to 1206 code for a protein of 401 amino acids. The record is from RefSeq and is a predicted model, not a curated record.